AUGAGCAAUGAAAAUAGUGGAGUGCAAGUAGCGAUACGAGUGAGGAAGCUCAUCAAUAGAGAAGUCAAAGCAUGUGAAACAGUUAAAUGGAAUAUUCACGAACAAUCCAUCUGGGAAGCAGACCGGAAUGAUUCUGCUUACACAUUCGAUAAGAUCCUGAAAGAACAUGUGUCUAAUGAAGAAACUUAUGAAGAGCUUGCCAGAAAUCUCGUUAUUUCUGCCAUGGAAGGCAUAAAUGCCACGAUAUUCGCUUACGGACAAACUUCAUCCGGCAAGACGCACACCAUGAUGGGAGGAAAGGAAGAUAAGGGAAUCAUCCCUCGAGCUGUUCAGGAUAUAUUCCGAUACUGUGCAGAGCACAGUGAGGACAGGAGUUUCUUACUGAGAGUAUCCUACAUGGAGAUCUACAAUGAGACAAUUACCGACUUGCUGAAUCCCGACAAAAAUCAGAAACUGAGAGUAAGAGAGAACAUCAGAGGUGAAGUGUAUGUGAAGGACUUAGGAGAGGUGUUGGUGACAUGUGAGGAGGAUAUCUACAGCUACCUUGAUGCUGGAGAGCUGUCCCGACACUUUGCUGCUACGAACAUGAACGAGCGAAGUAGCAGAUCUCACACCAUCUUUAGAUUGGUAAUAGAAAGUACAGAGAAGGGAAGUGAGGCAGAGACAGAGGGACAAGCUCGCUGCGUGCGAGUUAGUCAGCUCAACUUGGUAGAUCUGGCGGGCAGUGAGCGAGCCAAGUCUACUGGGGCAGAAGGAAUUCGUCUGAAAGAGGGCGGUCACAUAAACACCAGUUUGAUGGUUCUGAGCAAAGUUAUCGCCAAGCUCUCUGAUCCCAAUGUCAAUGUGAUCCCGUUUAGAGAGUCGAAGCUAACCCGAAUCUUACAAUCGUCACUUGGAGGAAACGCUAAAACGUGUGUGAUAUGUACCAUGACCCCGGCCGCUAUCGAAGAGUCUCAUUCUACACUUAGGUUUGCAAAGAGCGCUAAGAUGAUGAAGAACAAACCUAUCAUAAAUGAAGUAAUGAACGACAAAGCGAUCAUCUCAAAAUACGAAAAACGUAUUAGGAAACUGGAGCGAGAGUUAGAAGAGAAGAACCAGCUGGAGUCACAUGUGAAGCUGCGGGACAAUGAGAUAAUGGCACUGAGAGGACAACUUGUUGGCUCGAUCCGGGCUGUUCUCCCUCCGGGUGCCUCACCAUCGAAAGCGCGAAGAAGAGAGACAUUUUUCCACGGUCCUCAGGGCCUUGUCCCCUCCCCUCGCAACACUUUCAUCAAAAGUCGCCUCACUAACGAGAGUGAUAAGGAUGGUUGUGCUAAGAAGUUGUUCACCUUACCCGCCAUGGUGUCAGAUCGUGAGUCACGUGACUCCUGUGUUGAUGAACGUGAAUCUAUGGAACGUGAAAACUCUCAGCUGAAGUCUUCACUCGAGCGUGAGCAAGCUAAAAACGGCAAACUUAAGACUGAUCUAAAAGAGCUCGAAGAAAUGUGUACGGAGAUGGGAGAUCGGAUGCAGGACCAUAUUGACGAGCAACAGGAGCAGAUUGACCAGUUUUGUUGUCAAGUUGAGGACUCUGAGAAUUUGGGACAACAUCAGAAAAACAAAAUUCAGGAGUUAGAGACUAUCCUCAUUGCUGCAGGAGAAGAACGACAAGAUCUGCUAAACGAGUUAGAAGACAACAGAAUUAAGAUCAGACAAGUUGAAGAGAGGAACGUCCUGAUACUGAACGAGGCAGAGGAACAAAGACUGGAUCUGGAGAGUCAGAUAUCUAGACUAGCGUCAGAGAACAACUUGGUGUCUAGUCCUGGAAAGAAAAGGAAAUCUGACCAAUUACCGAUAGGCUUUAACCCGGAAGCAGUGGUGAAACUUAAAGCUGAAGUAGACUCUAAGAGCGUAGAAAUAGCUCGCCUCGAAUCCUUACUUAGGGGCUAUGCCUUGGAAACAGAAGAAAAGCUGUCCGCCCUCCAGAAAAAGUACGAAGAAGAAGCUAAACGAGGGCAAGAAUCAACCCAGCAGUCACUAUCUGGGUUCGAAGAUAAGAUAUCUCAACUAGAAGAGGAGAUAAGAUCCCUUGAAGAGGCAGCAGCCCAGAAGAACACUGAAUUCUCUCAGAUGCAACGGCUAAUCCAGGAGCAGACGGAGCUUGUGGAGAUUGCCGCUCAACAGGAGAUAACAGAUUUGAAGACAGCUCUAGAGGAUUCAAACACCGGUAGAUUGGAACUGUGCACAGAAUUGGAGAAGUUAAAGCGAGAUCAUUCAACACUUCUGUUGAAACUUCAGCACACUGAUGAAACUCUUGAGACUGCUAGAAUUGAAAGACAGUAUGAAAUGGAAGCUUGCCCAAUGGAAUCUAUUUCAGAUUUAGAACAGCUCAAGCAACAGUUAUGUGUGAAGGAAAGCGAGAUCGCUGACCUAAAGAAAAAUAAAGAGGUUGACGUUGAGAUGAUAGAAAUGCUGGAACAGAGGGAUAAAAUGAUUGCAAACUUGAGAUCUCAACUAGAGAAGACCUUUUCUAGUCAGGAAGAUUUUGAACGUAGCCGACAAGAUUCAAACGAACGGAUCAGUCAGUUAGUAAACGAUGUUGAGCAGAAGAGCACAGAACUAAAUGACGCAGAAGAUAGAGUGAUUCACCUUCAGUUGGCAUCUGUUGAUGCAGGACUUCAGAUUGAACAACUUGGAAACGAUAAAAAGAUCGCAGAUCUUAAGAAAACUGAAAAGUUCGAAGGCGAGAUGAGAGAAAUGCUGGAACAGAGGGAUAAAAUGAUUGGAGACUUGAGAUCUCAACUAGAGAAGACCUUUUCUAGUCAGGAAGAUUUUGAACGUAGCCGACAAGAUUCAAACGAACGGAUCAGUCAGUUAGUAAACGAUGUUGAGCAGAAGAGCACAGAACUAAAUGACGCAGAGGAUAAAUUGAUGCACCUUCAGUUGUCAUCUGUUGAUGCAGGACUUCAGAUUGAAAAACUUGGAAACGAUAAAAAUUGUAUGGCUAAGCGGAAUUGUGACCUUUCCAAUCAAAACUCUCAGCUUGCUCAAACCAUUUUGAAACUGGAGAAGGAAAAAUUGGUGUUGGAAGACAUCUCAAAGUCAAAUGAGGGUAACGUUGUGACUAUAGGUGAUACGUCGAAUGAUAUCCAUAAUGCAACCAAGUUUGAGUCCUUGCAAGCGGAAAUUUCCGACUUAACCGGGCAAAAUAAACGUUUGCUCGAAGAAAGCUCAGUUCUGUGCAGCAGAAUCUCUGAGCUUACCACUGAAAAUGAAAAGUUACGAGAAAAGGAAACGGCAGAUAAUCCUAAUCCGAUGAUCGAAUCUCCUUCAUCUGAUUUAGAACAAAUAUGCAACUUGAAACAGCAGGUUUCUGAUCUUCUAGAAAACAGUGCUAGACUUUCUGAACAAGUUCAACUGCUCACUCAGUCCAACGAAGGUUUGAGCGCAUCUAAAGCAAGUCUCGCUGAGCGUUUAGAUAUCGUUUCAGAAGAGAACGUUAAGAUGUCUGAGCAUUAUACUGCACAGUUCAAGGAGAAAAACGAUCUGUUAGCUUUUGCAAAUAAUGAGGUUACUCGACUUACAGCGGCCGUUGAAAACUGGACAGAGCAAAAUUUAAAGCUUGGUCAGGAGAGUCUUGUCUCAUCUGAUGUUGCUCAUGCGACCCUCGCCUCGUCGCUAGAACAGCAGUCUGAAAUACAAACUUUGAAGCAACAGAUUGAAAGUUUUAAUCACACAUUCGAAAUCACUGUUAGUGAACAUGAAAACAAUGUCAAGGAGCUUAACGGUCAACUGUUAUCUGCACAAGAUGAAAUCACUAACAUGGCAACUGUUAUCUCUAAUCUCACAGAGGAAAAAUCAAAACUUGUCAUUAAAAGUGCUGACCUUUCAGAAAGUUUGGCGAAUUCGACUAGUUCAAUCCUAAAAGAUUCUGAAGAAAACCGGAAAGAAAUUUUAGAGCUAGAGCAACAAAUAAAAGUUCUAACAGAGGAGUUAGCUAGACUAAAUCAAAGGAUUUUGGAAAUGACUGAAAAACAAUCCUCCACUGAAACGUCCCUCCUUGAUGCCACUGAAGAAAAAGACCGAUUGAACAGUGCUUUAGAAACUAUUUCACUCGAGGCUAGGGAAGCUGAUCAGAGGAAAGCAGAACUCCAGAAAAGGCUACAGGAAAUGGAGACAAAACUUGUUCAGUCGGAGAAAGAAGUCUCAAUCGGUAAAUCCUGUAUGGCUGAACUAACUGAACUGAUCGAGGAGAAAGAUAGUGAGCUAGAUGCUGUAAAAUCUAAGUUGGGAGAGACAGAUACCUCCUUCUCUGAUUCCGCUAAGGAAAGGGAUCAGUUAAAGGUAGAAUUAGAAACAGUUUCUGUCAGGGCUAAAGAGGCUGAACAGAGUCUAGCAGAUUAUCAGCAAAUGCUAGAGGAAAUGGAGACAAAACUUGUUCAGUCGAAGAAAGAAAUAUCAAUUGUCAAGACUUGUAUGUCUGAAUUUUCCGAACUGAUUGAGGAGAAAGAAAGUGAGCUAAAUACCGUAAAAUCUAAGUUAUAUGAAACAGAAGAGUUGUUAGCUGCUUCCAAAGAAGCUCAAAGUGAGGUGGAGAGUAAUUUGAAUCAAAGCAAACAUUCUCUCUCAGUGAUAUUGGAAAACGGCGGAGACACAACCAACCUUGAUGCCAUGCAAGAGCAGCUUAAUAACAGAAUAGCAGAGAUUAGUUCUCUAGAGACUAAGGUGAAAUCACUUGAAGUACUCUUGGAUUCAAAAUCUUCAGAGAGCUUGGAACUGAAAAAUGAACUGAAGAGACAUUCAGACAUGAUAAAUUCUCUUCAGGCUAAUGAAGUCGACGAAUUUGCUUUACUAGAAGAAAAGGCCAUCCUCGAAGAAGAUAUUUGCUUCUUGAAAGAGCAGCUAAAUUGUCAUGUCACAGAAAUCAAAGAAAUCGGAAUACGACUGGAAGAGAAAAAUGUCUGCCUAGUACACUUCGAAAAUCAACUGAACGUAAAGAAUACCGAACUCUUACGUAUGCAGACGGAGUACGAAGAAAAGCUAGCUGAUUUGGAAAAGAAGAACACUGACUUGAACUGCAGGGUUGCUGAGGAACUACGAGCCAAGAACGCUUUGAGGUCAGAUUGCGAUGAGUUGAUGACUUCUUUGCAAAGAAAAGAAAGGGCGAUGAAAGGAAAGGAAGAAGAACAGCAGGCUCUAUUCCAGCUAGAAGAGGAACUGAAGGUUCGAGACAGGGAUAUCGCAGAGAAGCUUGUAGAACUGCAGGAAUGUGUAGGACACAUAGAGAAGACUGAAGAAGAAAAACAGGAACUGCAGAAGAUUAUCUCACAGAUGAGUGCUCAGAUGUCUCAGUUAGAAGCUGAAGUUUUGUCCCUCACCGAAGAGCGCGAUGGUUACUUGCAACAGACUUCAAAUCUAAACUUACAGUUGGAGCCUUUGACUGAUUUAAAAGCACAAUACGAUCUAAAAACUGAAGAGAUGCAAACCAUGAAAGAUGAGAUCCUCACUCUUAUCCAAGGCUUAUCCGAGGAAAAUGAGAAGAAUAAAGUUCUGUCUGACGAGGCAGCCAAUCUAAAAUCUAAAAUCCAGUCCAUUACAGGAGAACGGGAUUGUCAAGUUCAGACCAUCUCUGAUUUGAAGUCCCAGCUUCAGGAGCAGGUUGAAAAAGAGGCAGAGCUGUCGUCAAAGUUGUCUUCAGUCUCGAAUGAUUUGGAGGACAAAACAUCUUUCAUGGGAGAGUACCACUCAGUUAGCAAAGAAUUGGCAGAGGUGAAGCGACUUCUUGAAGUGAAGUCAGAAAGCCUCCGAAAAUCUGAAGAGCAGAUAAAAGAACUCAGGUCUAGUAAAGAUGCUUUUUCAAGCAGACGGAAACUUCUUGAGGACCAGAUGGAAGAACUGCAGAAAAGUAUUCUUGAGUAUGAGAUGAUGAAAAGUAGUUACAUCCAGCUGAAGUCUGAUUUCGAAUCGCUCCAAUACAAGAAUAAGCUCGCUGAUGCCGCAAAGGCUGAAGCUGAGAAAGACCUCAGUGAAUAUCAACACUAUCACGAGUCUACCAUCAAUACAGAAAAAGCUAAAUAUCAACAGUUGACAGAGAAGUACAACGAACUCUCUGAACGGUUUAGGACAGAAACAGAACAAUUGAAACAAGAGAUGGUUGAUCACGAGCGGGAGCUCAGCACUCAGAUCUCCACUCUGACGUCAGAUAGGAACCACUUUGCACUGCAAGUUAAAGAGUUCUCUGCAAAUCUCUCCAACUUAAACCAAGAAGUUGUGAAUCUUACUGAGAACAAGGACAGCUUGACUGCCAGACUUAAAACUGAGUCUGAAAGGUGUCUCAAGUUGGAAGCGAAAAGAAUCAAGGACGACAAGGAAUAUUUAGAUAUGUACAACAAGCAUCAGGCAAUGUGUAACGAAGCAGAUACCAUCGAAAGCAAAUACAAUCAGCUCGACACAAACUUCCAAAGCCUCAAAGAGUCACUGGAGAAGGAGAUAAUCCGAAGAAAGUACGUGGAAACUGUUGCCAAAGUGAACCCAAAAACCUACAACCCAACCACAUUAGAGGAGUUCAUGAAGGGGUUGGAGACAGACCACACAAACUACUUGAACAGGAUAAAGAACACGUACAAGGACGUGGGCUUGGUUUGUCAAGUGUGCGACAAGCGUCGUAAGAUCGACCCCAAUUCUCCGCGGUAUGUGCCCCGACCACCACCAGAUGGUGCGGCCAGUGCGGGGGUAGACCGGAAUGUGGGUAGACAGAGGGACGCGAGUGAUGAGAAUAAAGCCACUGCUGUUGUUGUGUCACCUGACCUUGAGAAUUCCGCUCCCGGACAUCAGGUGAACCCCUCCGAGGAAGCUCAGAACAAAAGGCCUCUCUCCCCAGGCCAACCCCAGAGAAAGAUCGCUCUCAAAAAACCGAAGUCCAGUGAAGAUGACUGUAAGCAGCAGUAGAACUUUCCAUCAAAUCCUCUAAUGGAAAUUAAGUUAUCAUUUUUUGUGAAAUUUGAGUCGAAUAUGUUAAAAGUUAUAUUAAGAGUAAGACCUGGGCGAAGAAAGUUUAUUUCUACUUUUAGCCCGGACUCCUUGUUUGAUAUAUGUUAACGUUCGUAUUGUUAUGAAGGGGAGGCGACAUAUAAUCCAUUAUUAGGGAUGUAUUCUAAUUGAUUUUUAAAACGACUAUCAUUAUUUUGGCUGCAGGACUUGUUGAAUAAUCAGCACUUCAUGAAAGUUGAAUGCAAGUUUUAAUGAAUAGAUUAGACAACGGUAAAUUAGAAUCUGGAUUUAUUUUAACGAAUAUGUUAUUUAAAUUAGGAUUUGUAAUGUUAUGUUUUAAUUGUUUUUUAAUAAUUUUCUUAUAUUUCCUAUUAUCAAUUCACAAUUGGUAUUGGUAAUUAUAUUUGUUAAUCAUCCAUUUCUCACCGAACAUUUUAAUUUGCCUGAUGCUGCAUUGUAUUUCAUUAUGCUUACAUUUUCAUUGCAUGUAUUACAUGAAUAAUGAACCCAUUUCUAAAUUUCAAGAACACAGAAAUGUGAGAUUCUUAUUUCCCAUCGUGGACGUUAGCAUCUUGUGUUCUAAAGUUACCAGUUGUUGAAGGAAGCCAUUCUAAACCUGAAGAAUGAAAUUGUUUUGGUUUUCUAUAUGCUAUAACAUAUAACUUCUAAAAUUAAGUUUACAAUCGUGUGAU
Messenger RNA from Bolinopsis microptera, 7661 nucleotides. RefSeq lists its product as uncharacterized. The record is from RefSeq and is a predicted model, not a curated record. Gene Ontology annotation, biological process: microtubule-based movement. Lineage: Eukaryota; Metazoa; Ctenophora; Tentaculata; Lobata; Bolinopsidae. Gene Ontology annotation, molecular function: microtubule binding; ATP binding; microtubule motor activity. The coding region runs from base 1 to 6927 and encodes 2308 amino acids. The transcript is spliced from 18 exons.